AAAAAAUUGCGCAAAAUGGAAACACAAUACAGUAAGAAGAGAGUUCAGGACUUUAUUGAGAUUUCAAAGGCAGAUCCUAUCAGAAGAUGAGAGGAAUUCAUGGUUAAUUUGAGGAAAGAAAGGUUCCGUGAGAGAUCUCGCCAGCACCGUUACAAUAUCACUAAAAUUAAAGGAAUAUGAUCAAAGAAAGAAUUGAUGUGCAUAGGAAAUAAUUGGAACAAGUAUAGAUAUUACCAACCCACAGUAGAAGAGGAACACAGAUGAAAGCAAGAGGCCGAGAGUAUAAUCGACAAUAUUGUGAAAAAUUACGAUUACACUGAAAUGGGAGAAGUUAUUGAUCAUCUAAACGAAGUCACUUAUGAUCAUACUGAAGAGACUGACAGAGAAGUUCUCUGUAAUAUUAAAAUUCUUAGAAUUGUAUUAGCCAAAAAGAACUGAAGCUUUAAUCCUGAAAUGCAGCAAUAUUUAAUCAGUGCUUUGAUUAACAUUCUUGAAAAAUUCAGACUAUCAAGAUUUGGAUUUUUGGAUAUACAAUACGAAGCAAUCUCCUUGCUGAUGCAGUUCACUGCUCAUCAUAAAAUGGAUCUCUCGAUUAUCAGACAACUUAAGAAGAUUAAUGUACUACCUCAUUGUGAUAUCCUUGUGGUUAUGAUAAACUUAUGAUGAGAUGGGAAGGAAGCAGUAAUUGAAGUUUUUGAAACUUUUGAUGUUCCAAAGAUGAUAGAAGAUUAUAUUUCAAAUAUUGAAACUUGUUUCUGAAAGUUUAUUGAUGAGUAUAGAAAGAAUGGGAUAAUUUUAGAUAUUUCGACUGCCCAUUGAGAUUGUGCGUGUAAUCUAGAGUUGGUAAAAGAAAGAUUACUAAUCUUUGCAUCCUUAUGCAAGUGAUUGACCGCCUUUACUUCAUCCUUUGUUAAAGAGGAAUCCUUAAUUUACACACAAUUCAAGGAAUUCUUAAAGGCUAGUAUAGUUUAUAUGAAGAAUGCUCUUGAUAUUCCCUUAAAGCCAGAUGAGAAACUCUUGACCUCAAAAUUAUUUUUGCUAGAAAGCCUAUCAUGAGUAAUAGCUCAUAUAGAAGAUGGUGAGAUUCUUGACUCCAUAUGAGACUCUCAUUUUGAAGACUCUCUAUCUAAAAUCAUAAUAGAAAAUACAGACCAUAAAUUAAUAGAGGAAGCUCUAGACCUAAUAACAGAUCUACCUGCAAGCAGUAAAUUCAUUGUUCCCCUACAAAUUGUAUGCUCUAAAGCUCCUGGAAUUGAGUUUCAAAUGGUGAAUAUUUUGAUCAAUUUCAUUUCUUCAGGUGAUGAAGAGCUUCUUACUGAGUUAUUUACAGAGAACAUAACCAAUGCAUUGCUUAAUUAUAUGAUAUCAGAUGAUAUGGAACUCCAAUUGCUCACAUACAAAACACUGAAGAAUGUAUGUGAUGAAGGAUACGCAGACAUAUUGGAUAAGGAAUUCAUCAAGUAUGCAAUCGAUGAACUCAAUAAUCCCAAUAAAACCCCAAGACUUAUCCUGUACAUACUCGGAUUUAUUGACAGAUAUCUACAAGCUGAUGAAGUAGAGGAAGGAGUAUAUUUUUAUAACACCGUGAGCUCGUAUCAAGGCCUUGAGAAGAUAUUUGAACUACAGGAUUCAGAAAAUUACGAUAUUAGCCAAAAAUCUCAGAGGAUUAUAGAGAAAAGAUUAAAAGAAUUUGAUUAA
Moneuplotes crassus is the source of this 1698-nucleotide messenger RNA. The record is from the annotation of a GenBank genome assembly. Lineage: Eukaryota; Ciliophora; Spirotrichea; Euplotida; Euplotidae.